AAAAGCCUAAUAACAUGGGAUGCAUGAUUUUAUGCUGUAAUGUCAGUGGGUCAUAAAAAAUAGUUAUAACAUGUACAGCAGCUUUAGCGGUUUGUAAUAUACACAGUGUAUCAUCUUGUGACAAGAGAGACAUUGAAAAUUCAACCUAAACAAACAUAAAGUUGCAACAUACGUUUAACUUAUGAUGUUGCAGAAUCAUACUUGGCUAACAUUUUCUAGAAUUUCAAAGUGGUGGUCCAGUGGGAAUGAUUUGGGGCCUCUUCAAAAGAGAUGUAUCUACAAAGUAAGGGCACAGAAAGGUUAACAGCUUCAACAAAGAAUACAGGUAUAGGUGUAUUUUCUUAUCCAAACAAGGAACCUCACAGCACCUCAUGUUUGCAUAGUGUUUGCAUCAGGUGAGGCCGUGUGGCUUUACAACUGCUUUGCAUCUUUGAAUACAAGACCACAACAAACAUUUUCUAAACCAUCCAUCCAGCUCCACAGGUUACUUGAAGGAGAAGCACAGUUACCUUCACUUAAUCAGUAACUUUACUUAACUGUGGUUCAGCGGCUCAUUUAAACCCGUAUCGUGCCAGUAAAUGACAUUACAUCUGCAUAAAAUGAACAUUUUGGAUCCUGAGAGAUGCAAAAAUGUCGAUCAUCCUUUUAACGUUCAAUGUGACUUGUCGGACUCUGAGAUUGUGGGAUGGGUCAGAGCUUUCAUCAGUGUCUAUAAAGGAGGUGCAAGAGAUCACAUUACAGCUGUCUGGAGAUGAGAUGGAUUUGCAUGUCUAGGGACCAAAAAAGGGGUAUAAAAAGGCCAGGUUACAACGUUUGUCCAGGUAAUAGUUUAUAUCUCGCUAGCAGUCAGCCAGAUUUAGGUAAUGGACAAGACUUCGGAGAUGCCACCAGCCUGCAAUCCUGUAUGCUCAGGUAAGAAAUCUUUUUUUUUUCUUUUUUUUUUAAAGUGGCAAGUCUUUUUAUCUUGAGAGGUAGAUUCAAUUGAAUCAAGGUAAUUCGUUUGUAAUAUAACAACACAAGGUCGCACAAUGAAAUGUGAUUAUAAGUCAAAGUAUCGAGGUCUGAAAGUGCUAAAAUCCAAAACAAACAUAUGUAUGACUCAAUGAUUAAUUUCAUUUGCCAUUAAAUGUGUCAAAAAUAUAUAAUGUAUUUAUAUAGUCAACAAACAGGGUAAUUAAUACAAAGGUAAGUUAAUUUUAAUUUAAGUGACAUUUCAUAAAUGAAUGCCUACAUUAAUAUAUCAUAUUUUAGUGCAUCUAAUGGCACAUUGACUUGUUUAUGGAGCUUUUAAGUUUUAGCUUAUUUGUUCUUACACAUAAAAAACUCAUGUACAAAUAUUUACCUUAAGAAAACAAUUAAGACUCAAGACAUAACAAUUCAGUAGUUUGGUUAUUAUUAUUAUUAUUAUUAUUAUCAUUAUUAUUUUCUUCAACAACAUAGUGUCGAUGAUAGGGUCUGCGUGUUACAGUGCUAAAAAAAAAAAAAGUAAAAUGAUCUUAAUUUGACAAGGAAGUUGGUUCAGUCACUCUGAUGGUUUGAAACAGAACAAUUACUUGAGAUUAGACAUGCGAGAGUACCGAUACGAGUAGAAAAUGAAGGACAAGAAAAAAAUCACUGAUAUGUGAAAAAUGACUUGGUCUCUCAGUCAAAAUGCGUGUUAUGUGACUUAGACUCUAUCCAAUGUAGACCAGUUUGACAGUAAAUUGCUCAUUUUUAGGACUUUCCAUUUAACUUUACACCAUAUACUGAUAACGAUCUCAUAUUUCCAAAUCUGAGAUUUUGAAUCUUGGCAAGCACAGAACUACCUGCAGUGUAACAUAAAAAACUUGAUAUCUGGUCAACAUUGACUGCGUUUGAGCACCAAGCAUCACUGAUGAAAGAGUACAUCUCUCCCGGUCUUACAGGUGUUUUACACUCUGUUGGCGUUAAACACAAUCCUCCCGUUGAGUGCAAUAGCUUGAUUUGUGAUGUCGGGAUAUUGGCAGGUCUAUGCAAUCUAUCUGUGGCCUCAACAGUUUCUGAAUUCCUGAGUCCCAUUUGACUGAUUUAAAUCAUUUCACCAGAAAGCGUAACAAACUCCAGUGGGCUUAUGUGACCGUCGCCCGGGUGGCUUUGGCUGCCUCGUAGACAAACGAGUAGCAGAAACAUCAAACGUCAUCAUUACUGAUUGUUCAUCAGCUGAUGAACUACAUUGAGUUUAUGCCUGAUCGCACACAAUUUGUCCUUUAUAUGUUAUUAUCUAUUUAAAAGUUUUCUGAAGAAUGUUUCUCAUCCGCAGGUAUGAGGAGGGCCCUGUUGUGCAUCCUCCUUUUCUCAGGGUUCUGUUCAUGCCUUUACCAUUACCGGUUAAUAGAUGAACCAAAGACUUGGCAUGAAGCGCAACAGUACUGCAAAGAAAAGUAUACAGACCUAGCCACUGUUACUAACAUGGAGGACAUGGAGCGCCUGAUUGCAGCUGCUGGCCCUGGUUAUGAGGGAAAAGUGUGGAUAGGCCUGUAUGACAAGCUCUCGAGCUGGCGUUGGUCUCUGUCAGACGAGAGCUUCUAUGGAGAGGGAGAGAAGAACUUCAGGAGGUGGUACGAAAGUGAACCAAAUGUCAUUGGGAUUAGGGUGCACCUGUGUGCUGCUGUCAAUAACAGUGGCUGGUUUGAUGACCACUGCAGUGAACUAAGACCCUUUGUCUGCUACAACACAACACAACCUGAUUUGUCACCCACUUCCGAAAAAAGAUAUUUCUUUAUAAACGAAGAGAAGAAUUGGAAUGAUGCUCGGGCCUACUGCAAUCAGCACCACACAGACCUGGCCAGUGUGAGGAAUGAGACAGAGAAUGCGAUGAUCCAGAGCAAGCUACCAAACAACCAGUUAGUUUGGAUUGGCCUGAACCGCAUGACCUGGCAGUGGUGGUCAGAUGGCCAAAAAAACAACUUGUUUGCCAACUGGGCCAAUGGACACCCAUUACGUAUAUCUGAUACCUGUGCUGCCAGUGUCAUUAAUGCGACUCUCCCUGGAAAGUGGGUGGAGCAUAACUGCGGCACCAAGCUUCAUUUCAUGUGUCAAAACAAUAAGUUGCACUUGUUUACUAUGAAGCUGACAGCACUGAAAUCCACAAUCGACCUAAAUGACCGUGCCGUGACGGACACCAUCUUGAAUCUGAUGAAGGAGAGAAUGAAAGAGAAGGGGAUCACAGAUGUCAAAUUUUCCUGGAUAAAGAAGGACGAAAAGAUAUUUCAUGAAAAACAGGAGGAUGCACAAGUCGUGAAGAUGGACCCGUAAUAUCAGACCUUUCUUACUGAAGAAAUGUUGGCCCUAAACAGAUUUUCUUUUUUUUUUUUCCACAAUUCAGACUUAUUUCUCAGAACUCAAAUAUUUAAAUAUUGGUAAUUUAAUUUUAAAAACUCUGAUUUCUGACUUUAAAUUCAGAAUUAAACUGAAACUGAAAAAACGUGAAUUAGUUUUUGUUACAGUGGCCCUAAUCCUCUUCCUUAGCUACCUUAAACUAUUGAAGUGCAUUUAUAUAAAAAAAAAAAAAUCUUGCUCUGUGUGUGUGUGUGUGUGUGUGUGUGUGUGUGUGUUUGUGUGUGUGUGUGUGUGUGUGUGUCCUGAAGCUACAUAGUAGUGGCCCUGGGAGCUGUAACACUCAUGCUAACAGGGGACUUGAAUCCAACUGACAUUCAUGUGAGUAAAGACUGAGAAAUUAAGUAAACUGUGGAAUUUGUCUUGCUUACAAAUACUAGUCAGGGGAGUUUUUGUUACAUCUGUAUUACAGAGAAAUGUUUAAAUACUGAUGACAUCAAAGUUGAUUAUCAACUUCAGAAAUAAACAAAGAAAAUCUCUUUAGUAAACAAACUGUCAUUAGGUGAAAGAUUGGGCAUAGACAGAUCCAAUACAGUAUACCUUAUUGAUAGGUAGACAUUGCUAAAGGAUCAAAGUCCCCUCUUGACAAUUUCUUUAAAAGAAUAGAUAAAAGAUUCUAUUUUUGUUUCUUCAAAAUGACCGGAAACAGUGGUCCCCUCCAAGAGUACAGAGAAACAUAGUGCCCUGUUGGCCUGUAGGUCUGUCUGUGUGUGUGUGUGUGUGUGUGUGUGUGUGUGUGUGUGUGUGUGUGUGUGUGUGUGUGUGUGAGACAGGGUGUCACCUUGGCUCAACAGCUCCUCCUGGAGGAGAUAGAGCCAAAUUUAUUUUUCAACUAUCUCUAGUGCUGGUUUGAAAACUGUUAGAGAAUAGGUGUAAAUUGUAUUGCGUGUAUUCACAUUGUUAAUGUAGAAAGACAGAUGAGUGUUUGAUCUGAGUAAAGUAAAUAAAAUAAAAUAUCAUAUUUUUUAGUUGCAAGGUUGUUGUACAGUUCACAUUUUAAUGGAGGGCAUUUUGUAAGCAAACCAAAAUUCUAUGUGUAUAAUCCUUCAUGGUUAUUGAAUACAACCAUUCCAUCAUGUUCUCAAAAAAUUAGACAAAAAAUACUUGGUUAGGUGUAAGCACUAAAAAUGUCUGGUGAGGUUAAGCCUGCUGUACUUGCCAUGUUGAGUGAGAAUGGGCCAACUAUUCAUAUCAAAUAAAUCUGUUUCAAACAUUCCUGGUUAUUUUGAAAAAGAAAAUAUGCCAUACAUCUAUAUUUGAUCCAAAUGACAGACUUUGAGAGGCUGAUAAAUGUGUAGUUGAAUCAUUACGUAGUAAACAAACACACCCAGUUUGUGGCCUGAGAGUUUUAAUAUUUAAAUGAUAUGAGAUAUUAAUUUUUUUUAAUGGUGGUGGCAUAUGUGUACAUAAUAUGUUGUUACUGGAUGUAACAUGUAGGUUUGUGUAUUUUGUUAUUUAGUUUUGCAUUUUCUUUAUGAUGUUGUUAAAACUGUAUAAAUUCUACCACCCUUGCCUCUGUUGUC
This is a messenger RNA of Acanthopagrus latus (yellowfin seabream), 4877 nucleotides long. Its product is annotated as macrophage mannose receptor 1-like. NCBI's taxonomy places the organism in Eukaryota, Metazoa, Chordata, Actinopteri, Spariformes, Sparidae. The coding region runs from base 2281 to 3273 and encodes 330 amino acids. The record is from RefSeq and is a predicted model, not a curated record. The transcript is spliced from 5 exons.